Molecule: messenger RNA, 4304 nt
Organism: Rana temporaria (common frog)
Lineage: Eukaryota; Metazoa; Chordata; Amphibia; Anura; Ranidae
Product: oncostatin-M-specific receptor subunit beta-like
Exons: 18
Coding region: 193-3084 (963 amino acids)
Biological process (GO): cytokine-mediated signaling pathway; positive regulation of cell population proliferation
Cellular component (GO): membrane; external side of plasma membrane; signaling receptor complex
Molecular function (GO): ciliary neurotrophic factor receptor binding; cytokine binding; leukemia inhibitory factor receptor activity
Source: RefSeq, a predicted model, not a curated record
CUCCUCCGUCGUUUUUUUUUUUUGGAUAUGGCAGUUCCUUAGUGAGGAUGGAGACUUUAAAAGUCUGAAAACUAGUAAAUGUUCGGUAGCUGUUAAGCCCAGAAGCCUCCCGAUCCAGAACCCCCUUUUUACUUACGCCUCAUUACGUUGGAAUUUUCUGGAACUCAGCUAAAAACCACUUCUACUCAAUCAAUGGACCAUUUUGCUGGGCUUCAUGGCAAUAUCUUUGUACUUCUCAUAAUUCUUCAGCUGCCAAUAAGGAGCUACCAAGAGCCCCAGGAGUCUUCUCCCCCUCUAAAUCUGGAGGUGUACCCUGACCUCCGCCAGCAGCAACGCUUGGUUGUAGAAUGGGACUUCGAUGACGGAGUCUACUCUUCUGGCUUGAACUUUACUUUUCACAUCCAAGUGGCACGAUCCAUAAAAAAUAACAUCAUUCAUGAUGAAUAUUACAACACAAGUCUCUCUAGAAGUGAUAAACACUUCAUCUGGAUGUGGGAUUCUGAGCUGCCUUUAGAAUGUGACUCCCAUUCUUUCCGCAUUCGUAGCGCCUUAUUACGGAACAGUUUUCCCUCUGAAGAGCGCUGGAGUGUCUGGAGCCUGUGGAAGACCCAUCAUGGAAAGAACGAAGAGAACAGAAAGAACAUAGUAAUAUAUCCCCAUGAGAAAAUAGUUUUGGAGGGUUCUGAAGUUAGUUUUUGCUGCUUGCCCGGCCUCUCUGAGAAAGUUCAGGAGAUGACCUAUAAGAAGAAACAGUAUCAGAGCCAAUCAGAACAGAUGAAGACAGAGAGUUUUGUGAUUACAGUGAAAAAUGCAUCAAUGACUCGCUCGGAUGGAGACACUGUUAUCUGCCGACUCUAUGUGGACCCUAUGGGCAGGAAAAGACAUAAUGGAACCGUCCUCAUUGUUAGCAGACCACCUGAUAAGCCAAAGAAUUUUUCCUGUGAAACAAACGACUUGCAGAGGUUACACUGCACCUGGACGCCCGGGCCUAUUCAUAACUUCUAUGGUCACCUUGCUGAAAAAUACGUGUUGCAUGAAUGGUUAUCUGGAAGGUCGGCUUCUUGCUCCAGAGAGAAUUGUACGUGGCCCAUUGUAAACAACCAGCAAAUCUAUAACUUUACAUUGACCGUUACAAAUACAUUGGGUGAGAAGAGUUCACAGGCUGUUGUGGAUCUAGCAGAGAGAGUUCGCCCCAUCACUCCUACAAAUGUAGUUACAAGAUACGUGAAUGCAACAGAUGCUGUCUUAGUCUGGACUUUGAAGGCCGAAUACUCAUCUCUUGUACUGCAAUGUCAGACUGAUCUGAAGGAGAGCGCAGUAAUUGUGACAGUGAAAGGGAAACCCUCAACGGAGAUGUACAGUGUCAGUCUCACCCAUCUGAAGCCAUUUACUAGGUAUGAGCUGAGAGUGCGCUGCAUGUCGGAGUCAUCAUUAGCCGGGUGGAGCAACUGGAGUGACGCUCUUGUAAUCCAGACACAGGAAGCCGCACCGUCAGCUUCACUUGAUCUAUGGAGAGAAAUUCAGCAUAAUGAAAAUGGGCAGACUGUGACGGUUUACUGGAAACCUCUUUUGGGUUUCAUGGCCAAUGGAAGAAUUUCUCACUAUAAUAUUAAGUGGUGGUCAAUUGAUGGCAGUGUCAUAGCCAAUAAAACUAGAGUGCCUGCUCAGCAGAACAGUUACAGUAUGGACCUUGGAAGACAAGCUCAUGCCAUCUGCAUCACAGCACAGAAUGGGGCUGGUGUGUCUCCAGCUGCUGAGAUCAACAUCCCAGGAACCAGCAGGAGUGGCAAUGAAGUGAACACAGAACACACACAAGGUAAAGAUGGAGGAAUCAAUGUAAUGUGGAAACCAGUCCCUUCUGUACGUGGAUAUGUAGUAGAGUGGUGCAACUCUCCCAGGUCUUCACACUGUGAUCUUCAAUGGAAAAAGUAUAAUUCGAGCAUCCACAGAGAUGUCAUUCAUUCCGCAUCAUUUCAGCCUGGGGUUAGAUACAAUUUUCAGAUUUAUGUAUCUAAAGAGGAUGGAGAGCACUUACUAGAAAAACUGACUGGCUAUACCGAGGAAUUGGUGUCUUCAAAGAAGCCAAAAGUGCAAACUACGAUGAUUGAUGCCAAUUCUCUGACUCUGGACUGGUCUCCUUAUCCAAUCGAUGAAACUCAACAAGGAUUUGUAACGGGCUACACCAUCUACAUGAAAACUUCAGGAAGCAACUGUGAGCUGGAUGCAGCCAAUGAUCACAUUACUUUAGAUGGUCUGGAAGUUUGCAUAUUUUUCAUUAAAGACCCAAAAAUAACGAAUGCUACCAUCCGUCAACUAAAACCAAAUACAGAAUAUCAAGUGGCCGUUGUGGCUGUUACAGGUGGGGGCGAAACGGACAAAGAAUUUAUUAAGGCUUCCACACAAACUGAUGCGGGAGCAAUGGUCAUGCCCAUCCUUCUACCUGUGAUUAUAGUAUCGGUGCUGGGGGUCAUGCUACUCAUUGCAGGAUGCUGGAAAAGGACAUGGUUGAAGGAAACAUGUUAUCCCAAUAUUCCUAAACCUAACAAGAGCAAGGCUCUCUCCUUCAGUUCAGAAAAGGGGCCAAUAUAUAUUGGUGUCCUACCAGACGUUGGUGUUUCUCAGAAGGUGGAACCUGUUUAUGUCCUGGAAAAGACAGACGUUGGUCAUGAUCUGAAAGAGAACAGUGACCAGCAAAAAGAAGUGAUGUAUUCCACCAUCCAGAGACCUGCUAAUACUACCACUGCAGAAGCCUCUGGUGACACGUACAUUGCUGAAAGCAACAGAAGUGAAAGCCUUCUUAAUCAAACAAUAGAGGAGCUUCUAUACAAACCACAGUCACAGUCACCCACCUACCUAGAGUUCUUCAAUGAGAACUACAUUGGGACUGCAGAUGACUCGUAUGAGGAGAGCCUUGGAUAUAGACCCCAGAUGGGAUCCCUCCAGUUAUAUCAAUCUUCUUGUGAGGACCCAAGUGGUGAUCACUCACAGGAUACAGUCUUGGAGUCGAGACAUAUUUCUGCCACUGAAAACGAGCCAGUGAGUCCAACAUCAGUCAACUCUACUUCAUUCAUACUCAAAGAUUGAUGGAAUCCUCCAUACUUUGCAGCAGACACAAUUAUAUCUGUGCAGCUAAAAUAAUUCUGUGGAAGUGGACAUUCAGUACAGAUACAGAACAAAAUGAAUUGUUGGCAUUAAGGAAACAUCUUCUACCAGGUAUUCUUCAUGCACAGAUAGAAGAAAUGUAAAAAAAAUGUGAGCUCUCUUUACUGUAAGAAAAAAGAAAGACAACUGGACUUGCACUAUUGAUGAAAAGAGGUAUACAAAGUGCUCUGAGAUACUGUUACUACCUACUUGUGUUCUCGUGUUUUUUUUUUACUGCCCUUACAGCGAUUUUGUGAACUUAACAAGCGAUGUAGAAGAAUUCCGCUUUAAAGUUUACGAAAGUUCCUUUCAAAUAUCCUGGAUGUGUUUCAUGCCAGAUACUGGCCCCUCAUUAGCUCCAACAUGUUAUUUAUUUUUUUCUAAAAAAAAUCAAUAAUUUAACCCUUUGCCUUUGACCGUACAUAGAUGUGGCCUCAAUGAAGUGGGUCAUCUUCCAUGGGGUCGCAUAUAUGCGUACAUAUGUUUGUGCUUCACCAAGAGCCCAGGUCUUGUACUAAUGAUAGGCAACCAGGAGACCUGGUUUCUGAUCACCUGAUUGGCCAUCACAGUGAUCAGUCACAACACUAAUAAUGCAGUCACCACCGCUAAUAAUUGGUAAGCUGCAAUAUAGUAAAUUUUUGGUUUAAUUACGCUUUAAUGUCUCCUGAGGAUUAUGAAAGUUCCUUUCAAAUAUCCUGGGUGUGUUUUGUGCCAGAUAAUGGCCCCUCAUUAGCUCCAACAUGUUAUUUAUUUUUUCUAAAGCAUUUAAGAAUUUAACUUUUUGCCGUUGACUGUACAUAGAUGUGGCCUCAAUGAAGUGGGUCAUCUUCCAUGGGGUCGCAUAAAUGCGUACAUAUGUUUGUGCUGGGAGUGUGCAUCCAGCACAAAAAAUCGGUCUUGUACUAAUGAUAGGCAACCAGGAGACCUGGUUUCCAAUCACCUGAUUGCUGUGAUGGCCUCUGAUUGGCCAUCACAGUGAUUAGUCACAAAACUGUCCCUGUGUGUGUUUUUUCCUCUGAACAGAGAGAAAUAUAUAUUGUAUAUCUUUUUCUCAAUGCUAGAGGAGAAAUAUGUGAACAAACCAAGGUGUGUGUAAAGAAAAAAAAAGAAGAAAAAACAGCAGCUAGAUCAGGGUAUGAUCUAGUUAAAAAAAAAAAAAAAAA